This is a messenger RNA of Trichomycterus rosablanca, 4789 nucleotides long. RefSeq names its product neurocan a (gene ncana). The record is from RefSeq and is a predicted model, not a curated record. The transcript is spliced from 15 exons. Gene Ontology annotation, cellular component: synapse; perineuronal net. Gene Ontology annotation, molecular function: hyaluronic acid binding; calcium ion binding. Gene Ontology annotation, biological process: skeletal system development; glial cell differentiation; cell adhesion. The coding region runs from base 48 to 4013 and encodes 1321 amino acids. Lineage: Eukaryota; Metazoa; Chordata; Actinopteri; Siluriformes; Trichomycteridae.
GAGACGAUCCUGCCAUCGGGAACUAGAGAUAUUUCAGCAAGUUGAGGAUGGGCGGGGUCUCUGGUCCUGGUGGGCUGUCGGCUCUUGCCGUGCUGCUCUGUAUUUUCGCUGGAUGUGGUCUGAGCAAAGCACAAAGUUUGGUUACGGGUCGCAAAGUGACGCACCCCCCUGUGCACCAGCAUCUCGCGGGCUCUGCCCUCCUACCCUGCGUCCACACCCUGCAACUGGGCUCCUCUCACCGCGCCAGGACGCAACACAUACGAUGGACUCACGUUCAGGGUGAAACAGAGACCACCGUCCUCUCACUGGAAGGAAAGGGAGUUCGGGUACGGCAGGCGUACGCAGGGCGCGUGAGUUUACCCGGGUACCAUAAGAACAGCCUGAACAUCUCACUGGAGAUCUCACAGCUCCGUGCUAACGACUCGGGGACCUUUCGCUGCCAUGUCACCCUUGGAGACACCUACGAGCAAGACACGGUCACACUGGAGGUUACAGGGGUUGUGUUUCAUUACCGCACCGCUUCUGGACCCUAUUCCCUGUCCUUUGAGGACGCCGAGCAGGCGUGUAAGCAGAACUCGGCCCGGUUAGCAUCACCAGAAGAGCUCCUGGCUGCUUUUCACUCUGGUCUGAAUGACUGUUCACCUGGCUGGCUCAGCGAUCAGACCGUCAGGUACUCUAUUCAGAACGCAGAGCUCGGCUGCUAUGGGCACAGUGAGAACUCCCAAGGCGUGAGGAAUUAUGGGAAACGAGACCCCUCUGAACUGUUCGACGUGUACUGCUUUGCCAGUGAUAUGCAAGGCAAGGUGUUCCCAUCAGGAACAGGAAGUCUGAGUCUGACUGAGGCCGUCGCUCACUGCACAGCGAUGGGAGCCCAGCUCGCCACUAUUGGCCAACUGUACUUGGCAUGGCGCUCUGGCUUGGAGCUCUGUGAGCCUGGAUGGCUGGCAGACGGGAGCGUGAGAUUCUCCGUAAUUACACCUCGACCUGAAUGUGGGAGCGGACAACCAGGGGUCCACACCAUCUCCAUCACUGAGCUCUCCAAUGGGACCUCGCUGUUUAAUGCAUACUGCUACAGAGAAACACAGAGCAGUUCCCCUGAAGAAUCCCACCCUGAGGUGCCGUCUCCCCAACUGUCUAACUGGACCGGUCUGAUUGAUCUUGACCAGGAACCCAUCUCGGAUGCCAAAUCCUCAUCUGAUAACUACGUUACAGUCAGUCUCUUUGAGAACGAUGCCUCUUUGGACUGGAGCAACCAGGCAGAUUCCCUUCAAGACACCUGGCAGGAAGUCUCAUCCCAAGUCUCUUAUGUCACCUCGGAGAGUCCGGGUGGAAUGGCCGAAGAGGAAAAUGAAGAUGAUGAAGAUUUUUUGACUCAAACAGUUACAGCAGCACCCUCGACCAUGCCGGCAACAACUAAGACGACGGGCUCAUUCAGGAACAUCAUGAGUUCCUUCUGGAAACCCUGGAACUAUCUGACAGGAAACAAAGAAGAGGUGAAGGACACCACUCCAAGUCCACUUACCACCGUCCCAGUUGUGACAGACAUUACAGAGUCAGCAGAGACUACUGUUUCAGCUGCAGAGACUACUGUUCUAGUUGGGAAGACCACCGUUCUAGUUGCAGAAACUACUGUUCCAGUUGAGAAGACCACUGUUUUAGAUGCAGAGACUAUUGGUACAGUUGGGAAAACCACUGUUCUAGUUGCAGAUACUACUGUUCCAGCGGAGAAGAUCACAGUUCUAGUUGCAGAGACUACUGUUCCAGUUGAGAAGACCACAGUUUUAGAUGUAGAGACUACUUCUUCAGUUGAGAAGUCAACUAUUUCAGUUGCAGAGACUACCGUUCCAGUCCAGAAGACCACCGUUUCAUCUGCAGGAACCACUGCCUCAGUUGAGAAGACCACCGUUUUUGUUGCAGAGACUACUUCUCCAGUUAAGAAGUCAACUGCUUCAGUUGCGGAGACUACAGUUCCAGCUGCAGGAACCACUGCUCCAAUUAAGAAGACCACUGUUUUAGAUGCAAAGACUACUGCUCCAGGUGAGAAGUCCACAGUUCUAGUUGCAGAAACUACUUCUCCAGUUGAGAUGGAAACUGUUUCAAUUGCGGAGACUACCGUUCCAGUCCAGAAGACCACCGUUUCAGUUGCAGGAACCACUGUUCCAGUGGAGAAGACCACCGUUUCAGUUGCAGGAACCAUUGCUCCAGUUGAGAAGACCACAACGCCAGUCAAAAAAACAACUGCUUCAAUUGCAGAAACUACUGUUUCAAUGGAGAAGACUACUGCUCCAGUCAAGGAGACCACUGUUUUAACCACGAAGAUGUCAGGAUCCACGUCAUGGUGGAAGCGUACAUGGUUCACCAAAUUUUCAUUCACUGGAUCUAAAUCAACCGUCUCUCCUCAGCCCACCAGCACAAAAUCUUCCUCAACAGUCCCAGUCACGACUACUGGACAAAGUACAAAUCUAAAUACGGCCACAACGGGAGACUGGACUGAGGUUAUUGAGGUUUCUCAUCAGGAUGAGACAACAUCUAACCUGGAGACUGAGGGUGAGAGGAACCCUGAACCUUCUGUGGUUCCACUCCGAGAGGAAGAUGAAGAGAAGGAGAUGGCUUCAGUCCAGGAGGGUAAAUUUAAGAAGGACCGGAGGCCAGAGGGAGAGGGUAGCUCCUUGGGGGAGAUUGAUCUAGUGGACAGUACCACUAAACCACUCACGACAGAGAUAGUCCCAGGCGUCCUGUUUAGUACUAGUACCUCUCCCAGCACUGUAGAUAACACAGACACUACUACUCAACACGUGGAGGACAUCACAGCCAUGGAGGCUCGUGGUGAGAUCCAAUACAAACGCAGAAACAGACCAAGACGACCUGAACAGGAAACGGAAACAUCAACCACGGUCAACCUAAAAGUUACAACUAACUCUGAGACCGAAGAUAAAAUCCAGACCACAUUGAACCCUAAAACUUCUACUGCAUCACCUUCAAACAUGACAGAAAGACCAGGAGUCUCUACCACGGCCGGUGAUGAGGACCGGCUAUCUGUCUUUGACAGCCUGUUGCUUGGCAACCCUGAGAUCGACCCUGGCAAUCCAGAGGCCAUCCGGUACAAUGGGUCACAUGAUGCUGAAGUCCUUGACAGAUGCAGUUGCUUGCAUGGAGGAACGUGUCUCCCAUAUGGCGAGGGCUUCCAGUGUUUCUGUCCGCAGGGCUACACAGGAGAGAGCUGUGAGAUUGAUGUAGAUGACUGUCUGUCUAACCCAUGUGAGAAUGGAGGAACCUGCAUUGAUAAGGUGGACUCCUUCAUCUGCCUGUGUCUGCCCAGCUACUCCGGAGACAUGUGUGAGAAAGACACUGAAGGAUGUGACCACAGCUGGAAGAAGUUUCACGGUCACUGCUACAGGCUCUUUACUCGCCGACACACUUGGGAAGACGCUGAGAAGGAGUGUAGAGAGCUCAGCAGUCACCUGACCAGUGUCACUUCCACUAUGGAGCAGGAUUUUCUUAAUGGUCUGGGUCAUGAGAAUGUGUGGAUUGGACUGAAUGACAGAACGGUGGAGGAUGACUUUCAGUGGACUGACAACGUGGAUCUGGUUUAUGAGAACUGGAAGGAGAGUCAGCCGGAUAAUUUCUUUGCCGGUGGAGAGGACUGCGUGGUGAUGAUCUCUCGAGAGGACGGCAAGUGGAACGAUGUGCCCUGUAACUACAACCUGCCCUACAUUUGCAAGAAGGGCACAGUUAUGUGUGGCACUCCUCCUGAGGUUGAAAACUCGUACCUGGUGGGUCGAAGACGGGCGCACUAUGAUAUUCACUCGGUGGUCCGUUACCAGUGUGAAGACGGCUUCUUCCAAAAACACAUUCCAGUGGUGCGCUGCCGACCCAACGGAACCUGGGAGAGACCCAGGAUCGUCUGCACCAAAUCCCGAAGAUCUCACCGUUACCGCCGGCAACACCACAGAUAUCACCACGAGCGCCGGCGACACCGCAGACACGGCGCCGGUCACCGGGGACGGGACUAGAGCCGCCGCACAGCACUCGCAGCUUCACACGUGACAUCAUUUCCCCCGCUCUGGUCUGAGGUGUAAAGGAGUGAUAGGGCCUUAAAGGACAGAAAUAACCGAAGCAGUUUUCUAACUUUUCUUACUUUCUCUCCUCCUGGCUUUAGUUACGACUGUGUUGAUUUUCAUCUCCCUGAUAGGAAACUGACUCUUUUAACUCCUAACGUUGCCACUAAUAUACAAACCUAGUUUAGAGUUGAUUAUGUAAACUAAAGAUCUGGAACGUGGUACAACACCAUUCCAGGACAGGAUCUGCUAAUUAACUUAUUUACCUGUGUGUUUCUAUCAGGUUUUUGAAGAACAUCCAAUGAAUCCUAUAUUCAUAAUGAUACAAUGACAUAGUAUAAUGUAUAUGUAACAUCUUAUGAUGCCCAGUAUCAGUCUGUAUAGCUGCAAAUCAGUAGUUAAUAAAAGUGAAUUGAUGAAGCAGUGCAAUAAAGCCAAUGUUAUAGUCAGCCUGAGAAAACAGCACUUGGAUUUGGGCUUUCUUAUUGACAUUCAUCUUAGCAUUUAUGUGAUAGAUAUGCCCCAUGAGCCUUUUACUUCACCCCCAGCUUUACUGUGUACAAAUGAAAACAUGGCCGGCUCCUUUGAUAAGGAGCUUGUGCCACAAAAUACUGUGACUGUUGGGGAAAAAGACAGGCUGACAUUUAAUAUACACCAAUUAGGCAUAACAUUAUGACCACCUUCCUAAUAUUGUGUUGGUCCCCCUUAUGCUGCCAAAACAGCCCUGCAAC